Molecule: messenger RNA, 312 nt
Organism: Mesitornis unicolor (brown roatelo)
Lineage: Eukaryota; Metazoa; Chordata; Aves; Mesitornithiformes; Mesitornithidae
Product: dickkopf-related protein 1-like
Exons: 2
Coding region: 1-312 (103 amino acids)
Biological process (GO): negative regulation of canonical Wnt signaling pathway
Molecular function (GO): co-receptor binding; receptor antagonist activity
Source: RefSeq, a predicted model, not a curated record
AUGGGCACUGAGGCACUGCCCCGACGGACACCUGCUCCUGCUUGGCUCCCCACUGCCAAAGGUGAGGAGGGGGACUUCUGCCUGCGGUCAUCGGACUGUGCAGCUGGGCUGUGCUGCGCCCGUCACUUCUGGUCCAAAAUCUGCAAGCCAGUGCUGCGGGAAGGGCAGGUGUGUACCCGGCACCGGCGGAAAGGCACCCACGGCCUGGAGAUCUUCCAGCGGUGCCAGUGUGCCGAAGGCCUGGCGUGCCGCCUCCAGCGAGAGCAUGGCCCUGCCGACGCUUCCCGCCUGCACACCUGCCAGCGUCACUGA